Molecule: messenger RNA, 829 nt
Organism: Equus quagga
Lineage: Eukaryota; Metazoa; Chordata; Mammalia; Perissodactyla; Equidae
Product: serum amyloid P-component-like
Exons: 2
Coding region: 64-735 (223 amino acids)
Biological process (GO): innate immune response
Molecular function (GO): complement component C1q complex binding
Source: RefSeq, a predicted model, not a curated record
CACUGUUCUAACUGUACUCUCAUCCUGACACUGCUGCUGCUAUAACAGUCCCAGGACAAGAACAUGAACAAGCUGCUGCUUUGGGUCUCUGUCCUCACCAGUCUCCCAGAAGCCUUUGCUCAGACAGACCUCAGUGGGAAGGUAUUUGUGUUCCCUAGAGAAUCCUCUAGUGACCAUGUGAACUUGAUCACAAAGCUGGAGAAACCGCUGCAGAAGUUUACUGUGUGUUUUCGAGCCUAUAGUGACCUCUCCCGUGCCUACAGCUUCUUCUCCUACAACAUCUGGACCAAGGAUAAUGAGCUACUAAUUUAUAAAGACAAAGUCGGACAGUAUGCUUUACACAUUGGAGGCACAAAAGUUAUUGCCAAAGCUAUCGAGCAGUUCCCCAGCCCUGUGCACAUCUGCACUAGCUGGGAGUCUUCCUCGGGCAUUGCUGAAUUUUGGGUCAAUGGGAAGCCGCUGGUGAAAAAGGGCCUGAAGCAGGGUUAUUCUGUGGGAGUUAACCCCAAGAUUGUCCUGGGACAGGAGCAGGAUUCCUAUGGAGGAGGGUUUAAUCAGAACCAGUCCUUUGUGGGAGAGAUUGGAGAUUUGUACAUGUGGGACUCUGUGCUGUCUCCAGAAGAGAUUCUGCCUGGGUAUAAGGGUUCCCCCCUCAAUCCCAAUAUCCUGGACUGGCGGGCUCUGAGCUAUGAGGUAGAAGGAUAUGUUGUCAUCAAGCCCCUGGUGUGGCACUGAGGUCUUGAACCAACAAAACCACUUGAAAAUGAAAUAAUCAACAUCCGAGAGAUCUGCUAAAGGCAACUGGACACUAGAUCCUAUAUCCGUAGCU